Cataglyphis hispanica is the source of this 1747-nucleotide messenger RNA. RefSeq names its product 2-oxoisovalerate dehydrogenase subunit alpha, mitochondrial (gene BckdhA). Gene Ontology annotation, biological process: branched-chain amino acid catabolic process. Lineage: Eukaryota; Metazoa; Arthropoda; Insecta; Hymenoptera; Formicidae. Bases 247 to 1518 code for a protein of 423 amino acids. Gene Ontology annotation, molecular function: oxidoreductase activity, acting on the aldehyde or oxo group of donors, disulfide as acceptor. The transcript is spliced from 8 exons. The record is from RefSeq and is a predicted model, not a curated record.
GAGGUGAAAAUUAUAAAAGUAAGCAGAUUUACUAGAUUUCAAGAAAUGAAAUUGUAGAUAUUCUAGUGAAUUUCCUCACUUUUGUAUUUUUCACUUCGUUUCGAUAAACCGUAAUAGUCUCAAGAACCGUAACAACUCCCUAGCAAUUAGUUAUAGUAGUAUUACGUGGCGUUAUUAGUAUUUUAUUGGCCUAUAUAUGCGUCAAAUAAUUACAAAGAAGAUCAAAGAUCAAAUGUGUGACACAAGAUGAUCGUAAAGAAACUAUUCCGAGGAAUUUCGCGCUUUCAACAUGCUCUAUUGCAGGUGAAACAAUAUAACACUAUGACAAACGAACCGCAAUUUCUAGGAAUCAACAAUGUUUUUACCAAUAAAAUCCAGUUUGUCAAUAAAGAAAGUUAUGAAUCUAUUCCAAUAUACAGGAUUUUGGAACCUACACAGAUGGCUGAAUUACCCAAAGAUGAAAAGUUAAACGAGACAAAUAUGAUCAAAAUGUACUGCAAUAUGAUGGUCAUAAGCGAGAUGGAUAAGAUCUUAUACGAGUCGCAAAGGCAAGGUCGCAUCUCAUUUUACAUGACAAACACUGGUGAAGAGGCUGUGCAAAUUGGUUCCGCUGCUGCUUUGACUCUAGAAGAUAUGAUUUACGCACAAUAUCGUGAAGCUGGUGUCUUGUUGCACCGUGGAUAUCCAUUAUUGAAGUUUAUGAAUCAAUGUUACGGCAACUGCGAGGAUGAGGGCAAAGGCAGGCAAAUGCCAGUGCACUAUGGUUCUAAAGAGUUCAAUUUCGUGACUAUAUCAUCUCCAUUAGCAACCCAACUACCACAAGCUGCAGGAGCUGCUUACGCCUUUAAAUUCGAUAAAAGGAACGCAUGUGUGGUUUGUUACUUUGGCGAGGGUGCGGCGAGCGAAGGUGACGCUCAUGCGGCAUUCAAUUUUGCAGCUACUUUAUCAUGUCCCAUCAUCUUCAUUUGUCGUAAUAACGGAUAUGCCAUUUCCACACCUGUCUUUGAACAAUUUAAAGGAGAUGGUAUUGCAAGUAAAGGUCCAUCAUAUGGAAUUGACACAAUCAGAGUACAUGGUAACGACGUGCUCGCCAUGUAUUAUGCCACAAAAAGUGCUCGAGACUUCUGCAUAAAGGAACAAAAACCCAUUUUAAUAGAAGCCAUGACUUAUAGACUCGGACACCACAGCACAUCAGAUGAUUCUACGGCUUAUCGAUCGAUCGAUGAGAUCGCUCGAUGGAACAUUCACACGCCACUUGCCAAGUUCCGUUUCUAUCUAGAGUCACUUGGAUUAUGGUGUCAAAAAAGGGAGCAAGAAUUAAUAAAUUCUACUAAGAAAGAAAUCCUUUCUGUUUUGAAAGAAGCAGAAAAAAAGUCCAAGCCACAUUGGAAAGAAUUAUUUACAGAUGUCUACAAGGAAAUUCCUGAUCAUAUCAGGAAACAAAUGAAUCUGAUGGAAAAACAUCUAGAAGAAUUCAAAGAACAUUAUCCAUUAAGUUCUUUUACACUUAAGAAGUAAAAAAAGAAAAUUUAUCUGUUAUACACAAAUGAUAUUAUUUUAUACAUUUAUUUUAAUGAUAAAGUUUUAAACCAUUAACCUACUGUACAAGAAGAUUCUUUAAAGACUCUUUGUCUCCUACUUCUAUUGCUUUAUAUUAUCUGCAAUUUCUUUAUAUUUUUCCAUUCUGUAUUCUUUCUUUGCUGCAUCAAGCAGUAAAUUGUGAAGUAAAUUUCGUUCAUGUGGGUUA